Molecule: messenger RNA, 6205 nt
Organism: Odontomachus brunneus
Lineage: Eukaryota; Metazoa; Arthropoda; Insecta; Hymenoptera; Formicidae
Product: beta-1,4-glucuronyltransferase 1
Exons: 4
Coding region: 248-1708 (486 amino acids)
Molecular function (GO): glucuronosyltransferase activity
Source: RefSeq, a predicted model, not a curated record
GCCGACUGAUAACUCGCGUGCCUGGAUCCGUAAAUAAACUCGUCGCUUCUUUUUCCGUGGUAUCUCUCGCGGCUCGGUGCCGGCCGGAAAGAUCCGCGGGCGUGGUCGCGACGCUCGCAGGUGCGCGUCCACUCGGCUGGUGGGUCGCUCGCUCGACCGAGUGUCGUCGUUUGCACCGUCGGCUCGCGCGCGCGGCGUGCGUCGUCGACCCGUUGGCACGUACCGUCGAUGGUACUGACGGCGGCGGAUGUACGGUGAGCGUCAACCCGCGUCAGCCGACUUCGCCAUCAGGCUGCCGCCAAGCGGGGAGGAGGUCUGUCUCGCGUGCCAGCACACAUCAAUGGUUCAGCUGGGAUGCCGACCAUGGAAUCUCAGUCUGACGAGCGUGAUCAUCCUGGCGCUGUCGAACAUGCUGCUGACGUUCCUGCUGCUGCAGUCGGAGACCUGCGUGCCGGACCCGAUACCGCGGGAGAUGGAGAUGAGCGCCGUAACCGAGUGGAAUCUCGGCACCCUCGUCAAGGAGCAACAGCCGGAGUGCAUCACGCAGGAUUACCAACCGACGUCACCUGACGCGAGCGGUCUCAAGCUGGACAUUAAGCUUGGCAGAUGGGACGCGCGACGGAUAUUUCGGACCUUCGACUCGGUGCUGGUCGGCAACAGAUUCGUCGAGCUGUCGCAGACCUACCGGGUCUGCCUGGCGACUCAGAGUUCGGUGGAGAAGCUGCAUUCGCUGGUGCAGGUCGCCCUACACUGGACCGGGCCGAUGUCGGUGGCGCUGUACGCCGCCGGUGACGAGGAGUUUGAGGUGCUUCAGCGGUACUUAGUGUAUCUGAGGCGAUGCUACGAGGCCAUCCGCGAGAGAGUGGUCUUCUCUUUAGCCGUGCCGAAAACGAAACCGCCCAAGCAACAGCCGCGCGUAUUUGAACUGCCGGAGAUCGUCGAUUGUGCCAAGCCGGAGGCCACUUUGAACGAAUUCGCGGGCCGCAUAUCCAGCGAGCAAACCAAUUGGAGGAUACGGAACGUUUAUCCGCAAAAUCACAUGCGGAAUUUGGCACGCAAGAAUUGCCAGACGGAGUACGUUUUCUUGACGGAUGUCGACAUCGUGCCGAGCUUCAAUCUCACGGUCGCGCUCGACGACUUCCUCAGGAGCGACAACUGUGAUAAGUGCGCCUACGUUAUACCCACAUACGAGUUGGACGCGCGAGUGCGAUUCCCCCAGAACAAGACCGAGCUAGUCAGGCUGGCCAGGAAGGGCUUGGCCAGGCCCUUCCACCAAAAAGUCUUCAUACAUAAUCAGUUCGCUACGAAUUUCACGAGAUGGCUGCAGGACGCGUUACCGAGCCAUAAAUAUCACGAAAAUGUGAAGACCGGCAAGGUCUACGUUAGUCACGACGUGACGAAUUUCGAAUUCCUUUACGAGCCGUUUUACGUGGCGAAGGAUAUCGUGCCGUCGCACGAUGAGAGGUUUAUGGGAUACGGAUAUACGAGGAACACCCAGGUUUACGAGAUGUACGUGACGGGUUAUCAGUUCAAGGUGCUGUCGCCCGUGUUUACGGUUCACUGGGGACUACAGACCAGGAAAAGCAGGCCCGCGUGGCGCGAGCGUCAGAACAGUGCCAACAGGAAACAAUUUGAGACGUUCAAGAAGGAGGUGUUCGCUCGCUACAUGCGGGACCCGCUGAAGAUGAUGAAGAACUCCGUCAACUGACGAAAGCCUCAUCGGGGGUCUCGCUGACACUGAGACUCCUCUGUCGUGCUUUAUGUUCGUCCUUAGGCUCAACAUCGAAAAUCCAGAGUAGAAUUAGGCCUCUGGCUAUGGCUACCAUCAGUGGCUGUCACCACGUAACGUAGUUGAUAGAUUUAGAAUGUAUUUCUCGUGAUCGCGAAACACAUCAACGAACAACUCGUCGUACAACGUAUGUUCUUGAGUUACCAUUUUAUAGCGAUACGAAUGUAAUGUACGGAAUUUUAUUUUUAGAUAGAUUUUCACAUUUCCUUCUUCAAUUUCCUUCGACUCUCUUCAGCACAAUUUGCAAAAUCGUUUGACAUUUUUUUCAAUCGUCAUUUGCCAAUUGUAUCAAAAAACAUCCCCGGAAAUUCUACAUAGUAAUACGUUUAUACGCAGCACGAGAGGGAAUCUGACGAAAAGAAUGGUCGCGAAAGAUUUUAUCCUCUGAGCAGAAACAACAGCGGAGCGCCGUUCAUGUCAGUGACGGAAUGUCCCGGUAUGCUCCGGAGAGUAGAUGCCAGAUCGAGCAACUGUGAUCGACAGAUUUUCGCUACUUAUCGAGCCUUUUGGUUCAUCGAUUCCGUCGAGCGGAACCUACCGCGGGGCGCUUGUUACUUCCACUCACGAUUCCCCAAAGUCAUCAGAGACCGCCAUGCGGGAUCACGGAAUAAAUAUCUCCUUGUGAGUUUCGCGGCACGUAUUCGUCAACGAGCGGGGAAACGAGGGCGGGAGGGGGAUCUUAAGUGAGUGUACCUCGUUAGCUGUCUGGGACUUAAGAGGGUGGCGUUUAAAUCGAUACUGCGUUUGACACUAACAUACAGUGGAUCAGUAGACAUGAAAGUGGCCAAAAGUUGAUUCCGGAGAUAAGAUCGGACAAAUGUCUUGUGAUCUUUAUAAGUUAAACCAAUUAUUUUUAAAGUUUCAUUGAAUUCGAUACUUUCCAUUUGACAACAAUGAAAAACAUAUAUGGAUGCAGCGAUUCCAUUUUUCAAAUAUUUUAUUAGUAUUAUUGUAUUUCAGCAAAAAUGCAAAAUUUGUUGCUUUUCAUCCAUCAUUUUACUUGAAUAAAUCAUUGUAAUAGUGCACAAAGUACAAAAAUAAAGAAAAGAGGAAAUGGCGGACUGUUAUACUCAUACAUUAUAGAAUUUUAAUGUUUUAACCAUAUUUCGGAAAUACUAUUUCCUUAUAUUCCACUACUUAUGAAAAAUAUAUUAUUUGCAAAUGUAACGAUAUCUACUAUAUUUUUAGUAGUUACAAUGAUCUGGUAAAAAAAGUCCUAGAUGCAAUUAAUCAAUAUUUAUAAACGGCAACAAGAUGCAAUAAUAAAUACUUUGGAAGUGUUAUUUUUUCGUAAAAAGAUUAAGGUUAUUUUUACUUUCUUAAGAGGUUAACUUUCCGUUUGCAAUCAUAUUUUUACUACCCCGUCGAGAAUCUUUUACAUUUAUCUCAAUAUUUCUCGUGCUUUUAAAAAAUCAGAGCUUUUAAGAAAUCAGAGUUAUUUUUCAACAUCUCCACUUUUUAACUCAAAUGUUAAAAUUUUUAUUUAAUAACAACUGAAAUUUGAGUAAAAAUAACGAAAAAUAAAAAUUAAAAAUAUAAAUUAAAAAUUAAAAAUUAAAAAGCUCUGAUUAAAUAAAAAUUUCUUUAAAAAUAUAUAACAGCAGUAAAUGAAUAUUAAAACAAGUUGCAGAAUUUUAUCAUAGAUUAUGAUCUUCAGAUAAAAGAGUUGCAAUAAAUAUGGAAAUAGAUACAAUAUUUAUGGAAAAUAAUAUCAUGUAUUGUCUGAGUAAAUUUUAUAAUGCUUUAUCGAAUUAUGACCGGAAUUAUGAUGUAUAUUAUAGUUCAGUUAUAUAGUUCAUAUAGUUCAAUUAUAGAAAACAAAUAUACAAUGCAUAGAUUAUAUUUUGCACAUUUCGAAGCAUUAGUAAGACUCACCAGAACACAUAUAUGACAGUCAAUCAAUUUACUGCUUUAUAGCAACAGGGAAAAUUUUAUCAAUUAUUUGGUCUUAACCUUCUACCUGAACUUGUUGCACUACUUCAAAAAAUAUACAUACUAAAUCAGGCAUGUAAGGCGAACGUACAAGAUUUUCAAGCUUCAGUGUGCGUACAUUUAUUGAACUAGUGUUACCAGUUCCGUUGAAAAGAACAGAUCAAUUGUGCCCUUUUUCCAGAGUUGUACGCUCAUUGGAUAUCAAGGCCCGUCUACAUAAGACGUAGAACACAGAACACACUCGCACGCGAGGCGCGACAUGCAAUGAACGUACUACUAUUCUGGUAAAGAUAUAACUUGAAUUGUAUAAAUUAAUAUACCUACUUGAUAUAUCAAAUAUAUAUUCUACUAGAACAUAUAUAAAAUUUACUAUUAACGUAUUCUAUAUAUUCCUUGAAUAUACUUGUGGUAUACUAUGGGAUAUUCUCAAUAUAUACUGAAAAAACAAACAGCUUUUAAAUAUAUUUUAUACAUUCUUAGUAGAUCAUAGUACGAAUCUGGAACAUUUAGGGGAUAUAUACAAUCUACUUUUAUAAUAUUCUCCGAACAUUCUCAGAAUAUAUCUAUGCCAUUAGGGUAGUUUAAUAAUUAAAUACCUAGUUUUGUAAGAGGCGAAAAGAUUCACUAUAAACAAAUUCUGAACAACAAAGUUACUGAAAAUAAUGUGGAGAUAUGAUCUAAAGUCGUAUUGCAACUUUCUCGUGGUAGACCUUAGGAACUUCAGUUUUUAUAAAAAUCAUUUACAAAUAAUUAUAAUUCUAAUAAAAUACUUUAAUAGAGUUGAAUUUUUUAAAUAACUUGUAGAGAUGAAAAUAAUUUUUAAUUGCAAAUUUCUGAUUUGUAAAAUCAGCGAUUUGAAGAACUCAUUGAUUUUCAUCCAAACUCAAUAAUUUCAUGCAUUUUUUCGUACACUAUGAUUGAUUCCGCCAUUUUGAAUUUUAUGUUUGAGAAUUUUUUAAAUGGGAUACAGAAAUUGCGAACUAAAAAGUUAUAAAUCAAUUAUGGCGCAUAUUGGACUAUUUUUUGUAACUUUAUAUUGAACUUUAUAUUGACGCCAUAUUGAAUCCGCCAUUUUGAAUUUCGAAGUUUUAACGUCAAAAAUGGAAUCAGUGAGACCAGAAACUAUAUAUAAAUAUAACGUUAUUAAAUAUUUUCAUAUGUUUAAUGAGAUAUUGAAUUUUGGCCACUUUUAUCGGUUUUCUAUUCCACUGUACGUCAUAGCGACCAAAACGUAAGAUAAUAAAUGGAAAGGUAUAAGGUAGGAUGAAUUCGGAUCUGAUUAAAAAAAAACUUUUCUUUCCGUUGCUGAUAGUUGUUUUUAGAGAAAUUUGUUCAAAAUAUUAUUAAUAAUAUCCUCUAUAAGAAUUUAAAAGAGGCAAUUUAAUCAGUCUUUUGAAAAAUAGGAGACAAAUUUAAUCGUACCCCUAAAUUUAAUCCAUUAGGGGAUCAAAUUUGGAUCAGCGGCGGAAUACUUUGGUCUUCAGAUAUUUGAUAGGUAAGAAUCUAUACAAAAAAUGUGUAGUUGGAUAUCUACUGCAUUAUUUACAAAACAGAAAUAUAUCAACUCGCAUUUGGACACGGGUUUAAAUGUGGAUCAAAGUUUCAAAUCUUUUUAAAUUGGUAAGAUUUUAUUUGAAAUUUAAAAUAAGGAUCUAAUUGAUAAUACAAAGUGAGUCGCUGAAAUUAUUAGACACAAAAAUAUAAGAUGGGAUAUAAGACGUCUUUAAAAUGUCUUUAAAUUGUCUUUAAGACGUCGGGACACAAAACAUCUUUAAGCCGCUUAUGUAUAUCUUGAUUUUGGACAUUGCGUUGUCUGGGCUUUUAAAAUAUAAUAAUUCUUUAAUAAACCGUUUGAGUUAUAUUAAAAAAAGAUAUAACAAGGAACAUCCGCAAAGUCUUCGAUUUCGAUGAAAUUUGGCAUAUUUGUAAAGUAGUGAAAAAUAAUAAAUCUGUAUUUUUUAUAUCCACAAAGGCUUAAGUUUAAGAAGUGAAACCAUCCCUCAAAGUUUCAUCUCUUUUUUGCUUGGUAACUAUUAGAGAUACAAAAAAACUUUUUAAAUAAAAAUAAAAAAUUGUAAUCUAAUUAUCUUCAUUUAUCUGCACAUAACGGGUUUGACCAAUAAUCAUAUGAAAUUUUAAUGUAUUAGUGAAAGUGGAUAGGUUUAUUAAUGCGCGUGAUAUGCAGUGAGAUUAGCUCUCACUACAUAAAUAAAAUCUAAUUAAUCUAAAAUGUCUUCGACUUGUUGUGACUUAUAGACUUACCGCGUAAACGAUAUCAGUCAAUAUUUGCUAACAAUUUUUAAUAUCUUUCUAAUGAUUGUAUUUAAUAUUAUUAACUUUUCAACUCUUUUUCCGUUUAUUUUUUCAAUUAAUUUUUAUCAAUUAAUUUUUAUUAAUUAUUAUAAUAUUACUUUAUUAUUAAUAUUAUGUUGUUGCAUUUGUGCGGUAACAAUGUAGAUAUAUAAUGGUAUAAAUACUUUAAAA